CCGCAUCCGGCAACAGCGCCGGCAGGCGGGAGCAACAGCAACAGCAGCAACCGCCUGCCCGCAACUCCCCUUCACCUCCGGCGAAGAAAUCCCCCCAUGGCAGCGCAGCAGCCCUCCUCCGCCUCGACCCACCACUCCGGCGACCGGUGGCCGCCGCUGGAGUCCAGCCCCGAGGUCUUCAACCAGUUCAUGUGGUCGCUGGGUGUGCCGCAGGGCGAGGCGGAGUUCCACGACGUCUACGGGUUGGACCCCGAGGCGCUGGCGAUGGUGCCCCAGCCUGCGCUCGCCGUCCUCUUCUGCUUCCCCGAUCCGCCCGAGGACCCAAGUAAUCCCCAAGAGCAAGUCUUAGCUAAAGAAGAGAAGACAACCUCAGAUGAGGUGUAUUUCAUAAAACAGAUCGAUUCAUUAGGAAAUGCUUGUGGAACUAUCGCUUUACUUCAUGCUGUUGGAAAUGCUUGUUCAGAAAUAAGUUUAUUGGAGAAUUCAUGCUUGGACUUGUUCUUCAAAUCAACAGCCAGCAUGGACCCAUACGAGCGUGCAAGAGUUCUUGAUAAGGAUGAUGACAUGGAAACAGCUCACUCAUUGGCUGCCAGUGCUGGUGACACAGAGCUCCGUGACAUUGUGGAAGAGCAUUAUAUUUGUUUCAUGGUUCUCAAUGGAACGCUUUAUGAGCUUGAUGGAAUGAAGGGUGGACCAAUAAAACAUGGUUCCUCGUCUCCUGAAAGUUUACUGCAGGAUGCUGUGCAUAUCAUUAAGGCCAUAAUGCAUAAGAUCCCCAAUUCGAUGAACUUCAAUGUCAUGGUGCUAUCAAGAAAACCAAAAUAAAGUGGUGGUAUUUUUGUUUCAAGUUGAUUAUUGAUGAGAUAUGGUAAAAGGGCUGAAAGUCAUCUGUUUUGAGCAAACAGCACCAACUUGUUACUCUUGCACAAGAGCUCGUGCCUGGUACUCAUAUGGUAUUUUUUACUCUUUGAAGGGUUAGAUUAUUUUGUGUAUCUACUUCUAUUGUGUGUGUACCCUUUUAAUUACCAUUUAGAUAAAAUUCAGUCAUUUUUUCAGUACUUUCA
This is a messenger RNA of Brachypodium distachyon (stiff brome), 1064 nucleotides long. Its product is annotated as ubiquitin carboxyl-terminal hydrolase 3. The transcript has 9 exons. Gene Ontology annotation, cellular component: cytoplasm. Gene Ontology annotation, molecular function: cysteine-type deubiquitinase activity. The record is from RefSeq and is a predicted model, not a curated record. NCBI's taxonomy places the organism in Eukaryota, Viridiplantae, Streptophyta, Magnoliopsida, Poales, Poaceae. Gene Ontology annotation, biological process: ubiquitin-dependent protein catabolic process; protein deubiquitination. The coding region runs from base 97 to 825 and encodes 242 amino acids.